UAACAUCAGGUCCAGUGUUUGUGUGCCAUUGUAAGAGCACACGGUCUUUGAUGUGACGGUGAAUUAAAUUUUUGUUUUUCAAAAUUUUUUACCCGUGUAAUUAUUAUUGUUUUAAAUAAAUACUGUCUCUCAUAAUGUUUAUAAUUAGUGUAACAAUGCAAUUAUCAUUACAAUAAUUACUAAUUAACCGUAAAUAUAUAUAUUUAAUUGAUAAUACAUCGAGAGUUUGUACUCACGCGUUUAUAUUGUUAUGUAGUUGUUGUAAUAUAUAAGUUUGUGUCGUGUAAAUGAAGAGGCGGCGAAUCCGCGCGGCGGUCGCGUGCUAGUACACUUUUAUAUAUAUAUAUAUUUACUUAUAUAUUACUCUAUAUAACACUUACUAUAUAAAAAAUCUAUCCACAUAUAUAUACAACACUAAUACACAUAAAAUAUAUACUUGUUGUUAUUACAAAACAAACAUAAAAUUUAUUACGUGGUGAAUAUUGGAAUGGCGCGUAAAUGCUGUGUUAAAAAUUGUGAAAUAAAUGGUAGUGAUGUACAUGCUGUUGGAAUACCGAUUCAUAGAUUUCCUAAGGAUCAACAAUUGAAGUGUAAAUGGUUAAAGAACGCUGGUUUUUUGAAUAGCUACAAACCAGUACCCGGUCAAUUUGUUUGCUUCAGACAUUUUUGUAAAAAUGAUUAUGAAAAAGUCAACAAAAAUACAGCCAAUAGUCAUGGGCAUAAAUUUUUGCUGAAAAAAGGCUCCGUGCCGACGGUAUUUGGUGACUAUGACAAUCAUCCAGAUCCCAUUAUUCCAUUUACAAAGUCAUCAGAACUAAAUAAUUCGGUAGAAGAUUCAAAUCCAGUAAAUAGCGAAAUGACACAAAUGGAGAAAGAAAAUUCACAUGAAACAGAAUUACCAAAUUCAAAACCAGAUGCCGGGAAAUCAAAACCAGCUGCCGAAGAAUCAAAGAAAGAAACAUCGAAAAAUUUACCCAUUAAUUCAGAUAAAAAAUCUGAAAGUAUUAAAAAAUCUCCAAGUUCUGAUAACUUAAGUAUACAGAAUACACAAAAUGUUGUUGAUACUGCAGUAGAAAAGAAAGAAUUUACACAAGAUCCUCCAGCGGAACCGCCACCUCUUUCAAAAGAUUCAAUGGUCAAAUCAGAAAUUACCAAUAGUUCCAAUAAUAAAUCUAAUGGCAGCGUUGAAAAAAAUACUGCUGUUAAAAAAACAGGAGACAUUAAAAAUGGGAAAAAUACCAAGUCUGGUAAAAAUAAAACCGCUAAUAAAUUGGGACUCAAAUUUUAUCCUGGUGCUAAAUUGGAAGCUAAAGAUUUCAAUGAAAAAUGGUACGCUGCACGAGUUGUAGAAACAGAUUGGGCUGAACGGGAAGUGUUGAUACAUUUUGAUAAAUGGAGUUCUAGGUAUAAUGAGUGGAUUCCAAUGGACAGUUCUAGAUUAAGAAGUUUCCAAAUGCAACCUAGUGAACAAGUGUGGGUGCUACCGGAUCAGGAUACGAAAAUGCGUGAAUUUGCUGUCGGGGAAAGAAUUUUAGCAACGUGGGCAGAUGGAAGAAAAUAUCCAGCCAAAGUAAAUGCAGUUUUGGGAGACGAUAAAUAUGAUGUUCUAUUUGAUGACGGUUAUGCUAAAAUAGUUCGAUCAUCGAAAAUGACUAAAAUUGCGUCCACAAGUUCUAAGAAUUCAUCAAAAACAAUGGAGCCGGAAUCUUACAUUGGUAGUAAACAAGAACGGAGAGACAAAAGUAGAAAACAUUCAGUCGUCGAUUUAUUUUCCCACAAAAAAAGAGCUAAAGCAGAAGGAGUUGAUAAAUCACUAACCAAAAAAGAUGAUAGUGCCGUUGUAAAUGACAGUAACGAACAAUUAAAUAAUACCGAUAGUAUUAACGACAGUGCUGAUGCAACUGCUGGUGAACUCGAUGACUCGAGCACGGAAGUACUACAGGGUUUUGAAAAUUCAAAACCAAAAGUUAGGAAUGGCGUCAAAAGAAAACGUGAAGUAGUCAAUGAUUGCGACGAUGAUACUGGGCCAGAGUGGGUCGACGGUGAACCACAGGGUGUUGAGUCAUUUGUUGUCGAUGGUAACGAAGGUUCGCGUCGUUCCAUAAUAAUACCAGAUAAAAAGUUACCACCUGGAUGGCAGAAACAUUUUAUUCAGAGAAAGACAGGAAGUUCUGCUGGUAAAUGGGACGUCGUCUUCUUCCAUGAGCCGACUUGUAGAAAAUUUCGAUCAAGAAAUGAUUUGAAAGUUUUCUUUGAAUCCCAGCGCCCAAAUAAUUAUGAUCCAGAUAAAUUUGACUUUUGUAUUCAUCGCAGAAAAAAAACAAUUUCUGCAAAAGCUAAAACAGAUACUGGUGCUAGCGGUAGUAGCAAUCCACCAGCGACUAAUGAAGUGCCAAAAAAAAUAAAAACACUUUUACCUAAAAGUAAAACCGCUACGACAAAUGAUUUGUUAUUGACACCAGUAACUAAUAAUUAUUCUGCUCCGAAUCCUGCGCCUGUGGAAGAUACUGCAGUUUUUAUUGGUGGCCUACGAGUCGAGAUGGAGAACAGUGCAUACAAAUGUCCCAAAGACGGAUGUGCCAAAACACUUCGUAACGAGAAUCUUUUGCAAAUGCACAUAAAACAUUAUCACCCAGAGUUCUCAAAGUAUUUAGGAUCAACACCAAAUGUUGCUGACUUAGCGUACGCUCGUACAAUAGGCGAACCCAUAAUUGAUGCAACUCCGAAAAAAUCAAUCAACAAUUAUGUCGAUAAACCGUCUAGCCGAUUUGACAAAAGAAAAAACAACUCUGAUAAAUUUUCAUCAUCUCUGCCUCAUUCGCAUGGUCCAUCUUUUACCGCAUCUUCUCCGUUGCAUGUUGCGUCACCGGAUACGUCUCAAAUUGAGAGUCAGUUGAACGGAUUGAAGGAUGACAUGAAACUUGAACUGAUGUCACCUGGUUCAAGUGCCUCUCUAGAUAUUGAUGAUGAGUUGACCAAAAAGUCUGACGGUAGCUGUGCAAUGUCACCUGGUUCACUGUUCGAUUUGAAGUCGAAAGAGGAAAAAACUCAAGCUGGAAUAAAAACACUGUUGCCUCUGCGACCUGCUAAUUCAGUAGACACUACUCGAAUGGAUCGUUCUAAAUCCCUUGAUGAUACUUUUAAUUCUGAUAGAGGGCAACGGAAACGUCAAUUGUCUGAGUACAGCUCUGAUGCUUCGACCAAAAGUAAAAAACGUCAUGGCAUACAGGAGCUUACGGAUGAUUAUGGGGAUUUAGAUGACAGCGCAAUGGAUACCGAAGGACCUACACCACUUGUCUAUAGAUUCAGUCGUAGAAAGUCUGACUCUAAGAGCGACGAUAACAGCCAGAAUGGUGACGGUGUGAUGAUGAUGAUAAAUGGCGAAAUGGUAAAGGUCGAACAAUUGAAACGGGAAGAAAUAAUAAAUUGUACUUGUGGUAUUGUCGAAGAAGACGGACUUAUGAUACAAUGCGAUUUGUGCCUUUGCUGGCAACACGGUCAUUGCAAUGCUAUUGAACGGGAAAAAGAUGUACCGGAAAAAUAUAUUUGUUAUAUUUGCCGACAUUCGUAUCGUCAGAGGCCAUCGAAAAAAUAUAUACAUGACCAAGACUGGAUCAAAGAAGGCAAAUUACAAAGUUUGUCAAAAAGAGUAAAGAAUCAAGACACUAUCAAUAAACGAGCGGCGAUGUUGAAACGAUCUUAUGAUUUAGUUGGAGCUCUGAUACAGAUCCAACAAAUUCUUCAUAGUUUGAGAGUCAAGAUAAAUGUUGCACAAAACAAAGACCAUCCAAAAUUAUAUUUAUGGGCUAAAAACUGGGAAAAAUCAGAGUUACCCAAACCAAAUGUGGAACCAGUACCAAUAAUGGAGAUAAUUAAAUCAGAGCCAGUAUCAUCGGAUACUGAUACCGAUGUCUGUCAAUCAGACAUCAAAUCAGAGCCAAUGGAUUCUGAUAUUAAAGAGGAAACAAACUGCGAUAGAUCGAUACACUCUGAUUCAGAAUUGAUGAAAAUUCUUGAAGAAGACAACAAUCCUUCUGUAGACGAACCAAAAAUAGAGAAAGAAAAUUUAAUUAAAAAUGAUAAAGAGGACAAUUUAUCAACACCAGCAGCAACAAACUGUGACGACAAAAUUCCACAGAAGAGUAAUAAAACUGAUGGGUCGAAAAUAAUAUCAAAAGAUGGUACGGAAAAUUUAAAUAGUCAGUCAUGCGCGCCGAGUACCGAUCAAGUGUCACUCGCUACAAUAAAUGGAGACGAUUCUUUGAACGUAAAUGAUAAUGAGCAGAUCCAAUCAGCAAAAGGAUUUGAAACAACGUUAGAAGAGAAACCGGCUGUGCCUCAGCCUUUUAUUCCUGAACCGGAAGCUCCAAUAGAUCCUGAUGAAUGCCGGCAACGUUUGUUGGAUCACGUUGAUCAUUUUCAAAAUCAUAUUGAAGCUCGGUUAACUGGCAUUGAAGCUCAAGUAUCUCUUUUAGAAGCCAUGGAUCCUGAUAGUGAUUUACCGUUGGAUAAAGAAGAUCUCCGUGUUAAAGAAACUAUGAAAAUGUUAUUACGUGAUCUCAAUACUGUAAGAAAACUAGCGUCGUUGUGUUAAAUUUUUCUUUGUUAAUUCAAAGUGUCAAAAAUAUUAUAAAUAAAAGUGAUGAUUGUUAAUAA
Molecule: messenger RNA, 4656 nt
Organism: Microplitis mediator
Lineage: Eukaryota; Metazoa; Arthropoda; Insecta; Hymenoptera; Braconidae
Gene: MBD-R2
Product: PHD finger protein 20
Exons: 12
Coding region: 488-4594 (1368 amino acids)
Biological process (GO): regulation of transcription by RNA polymerase II
Cellular component (GO): NSL complex
Molecular function (GO): DNA binding
Source: RefSeq, a predicted model, not a curated record